AUGACCGAAGUGUUAAAUCUCUCUUUUCAUUAUGCGACGUCGGGGGUCUACAUCGGGAUCCAAUAUCUCCACGUGGCAGCUGAUGGGAGGGCCUUCGCCCAUUUCAUGAGGACGUGGGCCUCACUCAGUAGAGCAGAACUACAGGGGGACCCCACCUGCAUUGAGAAGUCAAAGGCAUUCCUGGACAGGACCGUGAUCAAAGACCCAUAUGAUCUUGAGCCUAUCUUCUUGAAGGACUGGAGGAACGCGAAGCAAAGAGCCCGGGCACAGGAAAUGGCGAAAAGCGAAGUUGGGGAUGACAAAGAAGCAGCACAUCACUUUUGUUUCAUGGGAGACUGCAGGAACCAUCUCGAGUAUCCGGUACCGGACGCAUACUUCGGCAACUGCAUUGCUAUGUGUUUUGUCACGAUUAGGAAGGACUUGCUGGUGGGAUCGCACGGGAUGGAGUCAGCUGCAAGGGCAAUAGGAGCGAAGAUCAAGGAACUGGAAUCCAAUGGCGGCCCGCUGAGAGGAUCAGAGAGGGAAUCUCGUACCAAUGAGUGGAUUCCCGGGGCAGAGUCUUAUGAUACCGUUUUUGGGAGGGGCAGGCUGUGGAAGAAGCGGGCGGUCCAUAUCGAUGCAGCGGAAACCAUUGGACUCACAGAGAGUCGGGACGGGAAAGGCGGGGUGGAGAUUGGAUUGGCUUUGCAUAGGAUUCGGAUGUAUGCAUUCUCAUUGUUGCUUGAAGAGAGAGCAAAAUCGUUGUCAUAA
Messenger RNA from Punica granatum (pomegranate), 750 nucleotides. Lineage: Eukaryota; Viridiplantae; Streptophyta; Magnoliopsida; Myrtales; Lythraceae. The record is from RefSeq and is a predicted model, not a curated record.